AUGCCUAACGCCCGUGAGCCUCCUAAGAGGAAGACCCGUGAUGGGUCUGAAGAUGCUGCUCCUCGGAAGAAGCAGCAAAAGACUGAUGAGGUCCAGUUCGAGGACUACGGCGAUGGCGCGAAGCCCAAAGUGACCCGGAAAUUCAAGGACAAGUUCGCGCCGAAGCCGGAGAAGGAGUAUCCCUCGAUCAAUGACCUCAAGAAGCGAAUUCGGGAUGUGAAGCGACUACUCAACAAAGUGGAUUUGCCUGCCGAUGCUCGCAUCCUGCAAGAGCGCGCGCUCUCCGGAUACGAACAAGAUCUCGCGGAUGAAACCGCGCGCAGAGAACGAUCGCAGAUGAUCAAGAAAUAUCACUUUGUCCGCUUCCUUGACCGCAAAACCGCCACCAAAGAACUCAACCGUUACCUGCGCCGCGAAAAGGAACAAGAUUUGGAUACGAAACAAAAGUCUCGCCUUGCCGAAAAAAUCCACACUGCCCGUGUGAACCUCAACUACACGAUCUACUACCCUCUUACCGAAAAAUACCUAUCAAUCUACCCCAAGUCGGAUGCGAAAUCGGAUGCGCCAGAGUCGGAGACAGAAUCUAAAAAGCCGGAGACCGAUAUCAAGUCUACCAAGCCACCACUAUGGUCUGUUGUUGCCAAGUGUAUGGAAGAAAAGACACUGGACCUUCUGCGCGAAGGAAAGUUGAACAUCAACUUCAACGGAGAGAAGAUUGCGGCCGCGUCUGCUCCAGUGCCAGCUCUAGAUGCCAGCCAGGAGAAGAGCAAGAAGAAGGAUCAGCGGAAAGAAUCCAAGGGCGUCUCACAGAAGGAGAAGCACCUGCCCAAGGAUGAUAAGAAGAGCAAGAAGGAGAAGCCGAUGCGCAAUGAACGAUCUUCUAAGCGUGAUGCACCUCAAGAAGUUCCCGUGGAGGAGCAAGAUGAAAGUGACGGUGGUUUCUUCGAGUAA
Molecule: messenger RNA, 951 nt
Organism: Penicillium arizonense
Lineage: Eukaryota; Fungi; Ascomycota; Eurotiomycetes; Eurotiales; Aspergillaceae
Product: Efg1 domain-containing protein
Exons: 2
Coding region: 1-951 (316 amino acids)
Biological process (GO): maturation of SSU-rRNA from tricistronic rRNA transcript (SSU-rRNA, 5.8S rRNA, LSU-rRNA)
Cellular component (GO): nucleolus; preribosome, small subunit precursor
Source: RefSeq, a predicted model, not a curated record